This is a messenger RNA of Pogona vitticeps (central bearded dragon), 1126 nucleotides long. Lineage: Eukaryota; Metazoa; Chordata; Lepidosauria; Squamata; Agamidae. The record is from RefSeq and is a predicted model, not a curated record.
AGACCCAGAUGUUAUGCAGUUAACAAGCCUUGGGACGUGCUCUGAAAGAACAGUGGAGAAGGUCCUAGAUGAGGAGAUGCCCAGCUCAGAUACGCAGUGUCAGAAAUUCAGGAAAUUCUCCUACGAGGAGGCUGAUGGUCCUCGAGAGGUUUGUACCCGACUCCACCACCUUUGCCGUCAGUGGCUCAAGCCAGAGCAACACACAAAGGCUCAGAUCCUGGACCUGGUCAUCUUGGAGCAGUUCCUGGCUAUCCUCCCCCUGGAGAUGUCGAGCUGGGUGAGAGAAUGUGGAGCCGAGACCACUUCCCAGGCGGUGUCGCUGGCAGAAGGUUUCCUGGGUCUGAAUCAGGCAGAAGAGAGAAAGCAGGAAGAGCUAGAGUUGGGAAAUCUCUCUGUAGAAAAUCAGUCUGAGGAACCUCAGCAACAAGAGAUCAAUCAAGGGAACGAAGAAGGUGUCAGCUUUAUAGGGGCCGGCGCGAGGCCAACGACAAGUAGUCCUUCAUCUCUUCCUUGCUGUGGAGACGCCGAUCUGGUAGGGCAAAGGCCUUGCAUAUUUCGAUUAUGUACUGUAUUUUAUGUUUACAAUUUGUGCCUAACUGCUUAUUUAAUGUACUACUAUUAUAUUUUUGAAACAGAAUAGCGUACAACACUUAAUGGGGCAGAGAGAAAGAGUGAGAGUGUAUUGUGUAUCUGGGGUGUAUGUGUGUAUUAGUAAAUGAAUUUGUAAAAAUUCCUAACAAAUCCCUGUACAUUCAACCACUUUUGCUCUUAUUCAGUCUGACAUUUUCUUUUUAAUGAAAUGCUCCAUUUGAUCAGUGCUUACGUAGAAGGCUGGUAUAGUAUGGUCUUCCCAGUGUGAUAAAGAGCAAUACCUAACCAUCCGUUUCCAUGUCCAAUACAAAGUCCUGUUUAUUACCCUAUAAAAAUCUAGAUGGCAAUCUGAAGGACCGUCUCUCCCCAUGUGAGCCUCCUCGGCUCUUAAGAGCUUCACAGGGGACCCACCUCUGGGCCAUCACAGGUACACCUGAUGGGGACACGAGAAAGGGCCUUCUCUGUGGCAGCUUCAGUUUACUCAGGAGAUUGUCCCUUACUUUACUCCCUCCACCAACAGCUUCAGACUGGCUUU